AUGGACAUCGUAAAGGGGGGAGGCACCUUCAAAAUGCUGCAGCUGAAGGAAAAUAAAAAUUACCUGGAGGGUAACAUCCUGAAUUGCCCCUAUCUGCUUAACCUGAACGAAGGAAAUAAUAUUCUCUACGGCAAAGUGCACAGCCUGACUCGAAUAGGCAACUCCAAAUGUAGAAGUAGACACAAGCGCGCCCCUUUUUGUGACGAAGAAACGGCCGGAGAUCAGGAGUUCACUCUGAAUGAGCAGAAGACGCCCACACCGGGGGAGGAAGAGUUGGAAGCGGGGGGUGUAGUAGCGAAUGACGUAGACGCUCAUGGCGUAGACGCGCAGGGCGACUUAGAUACGGACAUCGAAAAGUGCCCCAAACGGUUUAACCAACAAACUUCGGCGUACCAGGAAGGGGAAGGAAGCAAGGAAGACAUCAUCCCAUGUAGCUGCAACACCACUGUAAGUCUAAACUCUGUAAAUGAAAAGAAGGACGAAGUGAAACGGUUCGAUAGAGACGAGCUAUCUCUCUACAGCAUCGAAACGCAUUGUCAUCACCAGGUGGCUUAUGAGCAAACUUACGAUAAAGAAAAUUUAAAAAAUGAACCCGAGAGGGGGAGUCACUUUUUGCAAAAUGGGAAUUUUACAAAUGAGUACCACUGCCGAUCCCCCCUUGGCGAUGAGAGCAGGAUGCCCCUAAGCAGUUCCCCCCCGGUGAGUAGUAACCCCCCCGUGGGCAGUGUUGAUGAGUCCCAUCGGGUCUGCUCCGCGCGGGGGUACAACCCUCUCGGUCGCAGGGAGGUUACCCUGGGGGGGGGCGGCGACAGUGGGGAAGCGUACGGUGGAGAGGAGGCCCACAGUGGAGAAGCCCACAAUGGAGAGGUGCACAAUGGAGAAGCGCACAGUGGAGAAGCGCACAGCGGUGAUAGCGGCAAGCGGGAGAGUGGCGAUGGUGGAAGUGGCCACGGCGGUCAGGGUGGAGGCGGUGACCAGAGUGGAGGUGGCGACCAAGGCGGUGGCGGCGACCAAAACGGGAAAGACGACCAGAGCGGAAGUGGAAGCGGGAAGGAUGACCAAAGCGGGCGUGGAGACCGAAGCGGGCGUGGAGACCGAAGCGGGCGUGGAGACCGAAGCGGGAAGGAGAACUACAAAAUGUACUUCGACAAGAUAAGCGAGCUGAAGUCCAACCGGUUCAUAAGCAAAUAUAAAAACUCGGAGAAAUACAUGAAAAAGAAAAUUUUUAAUUACCUGCGAAAGAACAACCUGAUCGGCGACCUGGACAUAGAGCAGCUGUUCGUGUACGUGAAGAAUAUUUAUUUUUUAAUCAUCAUGAAUGAGAAGCUCAUCUUCUUCUUCAUUUACAACACGAAGGAUGCGAUGAAUGCAAUUAUUCAUUUUGAGAAAAUGCAUAACAUUAGCUAUAAGGACACGGACUUCCUCCUGUUCCUUCUUUCGAAUGACGUGGAUAUGUAUGAGAAGCUACUCAGCCAGAUAAACUUCAAAUUUGAGAAAGAGGAACUUAUUUUCAAAUUAAAAAGCUUAAGAAGGAAGGUUAAAGAUUUGAAAUUCGAGGAGGAGAGGAAUUUAUUUGAUGAGUGCAUGCAGCAGUUGCAUUUGAUGAAGACAGAUAGGAGAUUCACACGUGUGGCUUACAAAACGGGUAGUUACUGUGCGUCUACUGGGAGUGGCCCUGAGAAUAGCAGCAGCUGCUACGCGAAUAGUAGCUCCCGUGCGUACAGCGUGGGUCGGGCUGGCAGUAGCGCUCGGGCAAAUACCAGCGACUAUGCGAAUUGCAGUGCGUACACGAAUGAAAAUGAGAACGAAAAUGAAAAUGAUAACGACAAUGGAGACACCAGUGAGAGCAACGCCCUGCUGAAAAUAUCGCUCAAAAAUUUAAUCCCCAAAUUGUACAACUGCAAGGACUUCAAGGGAACCAGCAACUUGAUUCACAACAUCGGCAAGAGCAUCACCAAGAGGAGUACCGUUGUAAACGUUGUAGAGAAGAAAAAAAAAAAAAAAAAAAAAAAUCCCACAUAUUCGAACGUUUCCUAUACAAAAAUGGCCUACUCGAAAAUGGCCUUCUCCAAAGUCCCCUACGCGAAAGGGGCCUACUCCAAAACGACUCCACCCAUGAUGAACGUGCCCCAUGCCAGUGGGGCUUACCCCAACAUGGCUCAUUCCAGGGGAGGAACCUUCGCGGACGUGCCCCCCCCGAGUGCUGCCUAUCCGAACAUCCCUCAGGCGAAUGGUGCCUACAUGAACGUCCCUCCGCAAAGUGUUGCCUACCAGAACAUGCCCCCAGGCGCAGGAGCAGCCCCUUAUGCAAAUAUGCCCCCCGCGAAUUCUCCCUAUGCGAAUGCUUCCCCCACCAGCGGUCCCUACGCGAAUACCUCCCCCGCGAGUGCCUCCUAUGCAAGCAUGUCCCCCACAACGGGUGCCUACUCCAAUGUGCCUCAUCCGAAGGGGGGCUACUCAAAUGUCACUCAUCCCAGUGCCGCUUACACGAAUGUGCCCAAUCAGAGGAGCGCCUACAGGAGUGUACCAGCCAACAGUGGCGCGUACACCAAUGUGGCUAACCAGAACGGGGCGUACGCCAAUGUGGCCAACCAGAACGGGGCGUACGCCAAUGUGGCCAACCAGAACGGUGCCUACAUGAAUGUUAGCAACCACCCCAAUGUUAGCGGCCACCACAAUGAGACCUACCCCAAUGGGGCGUACGCCAAAGGGCCGCCGCUUCCCAGCGGGGCCAGCGGCUUCUACGCGAACAACUUUGAAGGCGCCCACGGGGAGAACUACGCGGGGAAUUACGCGCCAAGCUUUGCGGCUAACUAUACGGCCAGUUACCCCCCCAACCAGGGAACCAAUUGUGCGCCCAACUUUGUCCCCAAUUAUGAAGGGAACUACCCCCUGGGAUGCGGAAACGACUACGGGAAGGGGCGCCCGAAUGACCACCCAGUUGGUCAUCCAGCUGGUCAUCCAGUCAGCCAUCCAGUCAGCCAUCCAGUCAGCCAUCCGAGUGAGCACCCCAUUGGCCACCCCAGUGACCACCCCAGUGACCACCCGAAUGAACACUCCCACGAAUACGGAAGCGAAUGCGCAAACGAUUACGUGAACGACUACAUGCACGACUACAUGAAUGAGUACCUAAACGACUACGGCAUGGACGAGCCCAGCAACGCCAACCACCUGGAUGACAACAAAGAAGCGAAGAAAAAAACAAUCAGAGGAAUCACCUCCUUUACCCUCUUCGCAAGAGAAAAAAGAAAGGAGCUACUUAACCAGAAAGUAUUCCUAGGUAGUUCCCUCACCGAGCAAACAACAGCAGUAGCCAAAAUUUGGAACAGCCUAACAGAUGAAAAAAAAAAGGAAUGGGCAGCCAAGGCGUCCAAAAUAAAUGAGGAGAACUACCUCUCCCAGAAAAAGAAAAAAAAAAGAAAGUUCACUGCAUUCAGCAUUUUUGCUCGAGAGAAAAGAAAAGAACAUAAAGAGAAAAAUAUAGACAUGGGGUUAACCCUAGCCCAGCAGAAUUCGUAUGUGUCCAAACUGUGGAAGCAACUCUCCAUUGAGGAAAAAAAUAAAUAUAAAGUUCUUUCCAAUAAUGUGAAUGCGGAAGUAGCCAAAACGAGCAAGAGUGAUGUGAAUUACGUGAGUGGGGAAAAGCUCAGUGGGUUUAAGGGGCGAAUUAAAGCCCUGGACAACAUGAUGAACCAGCAGUUUUCGGGAAAUGCCUUGCCGUACAGCGGUGGGGUUAACGACAUGGGCUAUGUGAGCGGCAUGGGAUACAUCAAUGGCGUCGGUGUGGGAAGCGCACCCAUGGGGGUUGUCCCUUCAGGUGGAGUCAUCCCCCCAGGAGGGAUCGUUCCUCAAGGUGGGGUCCCCCCCCCGAACCGAAUGAGCGGAGUGCCCCCCCAGAAUGGACUGCCCCACUCGCCAACCCAAGCGAACCGCACAAGCGGGAUGAACGUGCCGAAUGAAUCGAUCGUACCGAAUGAGCCAAUCGUGCCGAAUGCGUCGAGCGACAUAAACAACCUGGGCUACAUGGACUACGUUAACUACAUGAACACCGUGCUAAGCCACGACAACCCCAGCUACAUGAACAAGAUAAUGAGCGGAGGGAACGAAAACUACAUGAGCAUGAUGAAUAGCCUGACCAACGAAAUGGCCAGUGGAAUGACACAAGACUUGAGCGGCUCUCUACCCAGCGGGCCUUCAACAGCUGAUAGUAAGAAGGAAAAAAAAAGCGCAAAAUUGAAAAAGAGGAAAAACAAAAAAGAUAAUAUGUACAUCACAGAACAGGAUCAAUUGAUGGUCAAAAAUGGCUCCUACAAAAUGGGGAAAGACGCCCCCCCCCCGUAUGAAACGAAUAACAAUAUGAUUGGCGUCUUCCCCGCGGAGGCCGCUGCCGCUACAGGAGUCAACCUCUACGAUGGGGGCAUGCCCAGUGUGCCCAACAUGGCUCAUGUGGCGAAUAGCGGCACUUACCCCCCAAGCAGCUUCCACAAGAGCGGCGUGCACAAAAAUGGCGUUCACACAAACAACGUCCACACGAACAGCGGGCCAGUGAACGCGCCGGCACCAAACGAUGGCAACACCAGCGUGGACAUGGCGUACGCGAACAACCUGCUCAAUUACUACGCCAGCCAGGAGAACCCCAACGUGGACGACGAUUCCAUGAACAAUGUGGGAAGCGUGCCGAAUGUGGGAAGCGUACCAAAUGUUGGCAGUUUGACUAACCUGACCAACCUGCCCACUGAUGGCGCACAUCGGCCGAACUGCAAGGCGCACCCCCCCGGAAACAUAAACGGGAGCGGCAGUCCCGCCGCUGCCAUGGCAACCCCCUCCAUCGGUGUGGACAAAAAACAGCCCAUGAUGAACGAACAGCCAAACAGCAACCUAGGCGUGAUGACCGAUGCAAGCAUGUUCAACAACCCAAGUAAGAGCACAGCAAAUAUGAUUAAUAAUGUACCAUAUGGAGGCAUGCCCAUGGGAACCCCCCUCUCAUGUAACAACACUGCACUUAACAGGGUCCCAUUCAACAACGUUCCUUUUAAUACAGUCCCCAUGUAUAAUAUCCCCCCAAACGGGGCUCCCCAAGGUGGUACUGGCCUACCAAGCGGAAGUUUCACCCCUACGGAAGCACAUUUGAAUAAUCCGCUUAUUAACCCCGCCGACGGAAUGGACAUGAGGAGAGGACCAAACGGGAUGAACCAACAACCGUUCAACAACCCCUAUGUGGGCAACAUGCCAAAUGUGCACAUGCCCAAUGCAGAGGCGAACCAGCUAGCCAUUAAUGACAGUCUAAAAGCGGCACGAAAAACGAAAAGUAAAGACAAAAUGGAAGAAAUGAUGAGGAAGAAAAUGAAGAAAGAUGAAAAGCAAAAAUUAAAAGAAAAAAAAUUAAUGCUGAAAAUGUACGACAAGAAGAGAAAGCAGUUAUUGAAGGCUGAGAAGCAAAUGGAAAAAAAUAAAAAAAAUAAAAAUAAAAAUGGAGUGAAUACCAUUGAGGACGGUAGUGCUGGCAUGUAUUACCACCCCCAUCACCCGGCGCCCCCCAAUUUAAUGAGCACAAAUGUGAGUGGAAUGCCGUUUGAUGCCCCCAACGCGCUUGUCAACAAACCCAUGGUUGGUAACUUCGGCCCCUACGGAGGCAUGGACAAGGUGGAUGCGAAAGACAUGCACGUUAAAAAUGCGGCCAUGGUAGGCGGCGGUAUGGCGAGCGGAAUGACUAGCGGCGGAAUGGCGGCAAACGGUCCACCCAUCAUCCGCGGGGGAAACAUCCCCGAGCGAGGCGUGGACAGCCGGGCCGGGCCCCUCAACUUCCAACCCGUUAACAACAUGAACAGCGCGCUGACCAGCAUGAGGAACAACCAACCCGCGCCCUACCCCUUCGUGAAUAAUUACCCAAGUGAUAUGCCAGACAUGAGAAGUUACCUGCCCAGCGGUGAAAUGAAGAGUUAUGAUGAUGCGUCAAGGGGUCUACAAGACAAGCAAGUACCAGCAGCUAUGCCAACAACCCCCAAUGAGAUGACUACCUACCCAAGUGUUAACUUAAAUGAUAAAUCGAAGAAGAAGAAAAAGGCAAAUCGAAUGGAUGCCAAUUUGGUUGUGGACCCUAGGGUUGGAAACCUAACUGAUGGGAAAAACAUCCCCCUUAUGAAUGAAAAAAUAUGCUACAACAGUGGGUUCACCAAUGUAGAGUAUAGGGAAAGUUACUACAAGGACAUGAGGGUCACCGAUUUUGCGGCUUUUCAACAGACGGAUAGCAGCAAAGGGGGCGAAGUGGACAAACUGCCUGCAUACCACAUGGCCAGCUUUGAAGUCAAAAUGGGAAAAGAAAAGGAGGAGGGGCAUCAAAAAAAUUUACAUCAGAUGAACCAAAGAUCGAGUGCGUUUUACGGCCCAGAGCAGAUGUAUGGCGGUAGCCUCGCUAGCGGCGGCGCAAAUGGAAAGCAUCACGAGGGUGUUGUGAAUGUGGGCAGUUUGCUAAAAGUGGGCAGCCUCCCCGCUGGGACGGGCAUCCCCGCUGGAGCAACCAUCUUGGGGGAUGGCUUCUACGACAUGAACAGAUCCAACAGUCAGAACUUGAAGAGCCAGCACUCCUACGGGUACAGCGGCAAGCAUGGCGCGCAUAACGUUGCUGGAAAUAUUGGCGGCGGUGUGGUGGGCCCACCGAAGGAGGAAUACUACGAACAGGUGCCGAGGAUACCGGGGGAGGAGCGCGAGGGCGAGGAGGCCACGUACAAAACGUAUGGCAGUGUCGCCAAGGGGAUGGGCAAGUCGGCGGAUGAUGUGGGUAGGGCGGCAGAUUACAUGAGCAAGCCGGGAGAGUACCUAAACAAACCGGGGGACUUCCUUAACAAACCGGGCAACUACCUCCCCGCGAUGCCGAGCGAGGACAAAUCGUUCUACACCCCCAAGGGAAUGAACCUGAUGAUGGGCAAGGUGCCAACUGGCCUUGACAAAGCGAACGCCCCCUUCGACAAGCAGUUUUUCCCGAAUGAAAAUAAGCCAGCGGAGCAUAAGGCGAAAACGUACUACAGCCAAAGUGAGAAGAGCAAGAGCAAGUCGAAUUCAACCCUCUAUGGGGAAGAAUCGCUAAGCGGCAGCUACAACCACUUUAACAGCACCACCACGGUGGCAGCCCAGCAGCAGGCUACCUAUAACAAGACGCUGAACGAAGAUUUAAAUGUGGACCUUAACUUCGCUAAUGUUAGUUACGUGCAUGCAGAUGGGUGUAAUGAGGAGAGUCAGAACAACAGCACAGGGUAUUUCUACCCCCACGGUAGCGGCAUCAGUGGAGGCAAAAAAGAAAACGAAAAGAUGAAUAACCCUGGUGCGUAUGUCAGCCACGAAAUGGACGGAGUGACAAACGCAAACAACAUUAUGUACUACCCGGACCAGAUGUUACCAGAAAAUAAAAUGAACAAAAACCUCGUAUAUUUUGACACGGACCCGAAUGAACUGCCCCAAAUGACGGACGACACCGAGCUGGAGGCGCCCAAGGAGAAGCAGUUUUUUAGCAACGCCUCGCAUUACGCAGAGUUUGUGAGUAAAAAGGUGAGGAGGAAGAAAACGCCGUGUCCCUCAAAUGGUGCAGGUGCAGUUGCAGUUGCGGACGCAGAUGCAGACAUAGGUGCGAAUGAUAACGGGGGGACCAUCUGGGACCUGGUGCAAAAGAAGGGAAGGAAGAAGCUAAAGGUGAACGCCGCCCACCAGGGAGAAGCCGAAUCGGAGAAUGUACCGGUAGAGGACCAAAUGUACGCGAAUAGAAGUGACUCCAUUUUUAUGGGAAGCAAUAACGAAUGGAACAACGCCCGAGGAGGGGUUAAUAGUACCCACGAGGCCAGUAAGGAAGAGGCUGACGACAUUGUUAAUAGCAUUUUUAGAAGUCUCGAAAUGGAGGAAAGUGUCUCUCACCCCGGGGGGGGAGCAGCAAUGACCCAGAGCGGAGACAAUGUGAUAGGCGGAGAGGGCACACCCCAAAACCGUUUAGUUAAUAACGACGCAGAGGAGGGAACCAACUGCGAAAACGAUAACCCCGGGGAACAAAAUGACGGAGACGACAUCAUCAGUCUGCUAGACGGACCGCCACAAAGCUAUGCCAACAAAUUAAACAUCACCGAAAGUGGAGAGGUAAUCUACGAAGAUAAAAAAAAAUACAACUCGAAUAUCAUUAUGAGUGAAAAUUCCAUUCAGAAUAACCGUAUGAACAUGUUCAUGUCAAAAAGGGGUAAAUUUAAUGCGAACAUGAAUAGGAGCCAAAUAGAGACCUACAAUAAUGCCUAUAAAAAAACGGCGCUAUUUAAAUGGACGGAAGAAGAAACGGAUAAGUUUUAUGAAGCCAUUGAAAUGUUUGGCGUGGACUUAAUGAUGGUGCGUGCCUUUUUACCCAAUUUUUCGGACAAGCAAAUUAGGGACAAGUAUAAAAAGGAGAGGAGGAAUAACCCCUUGAGGAUUGAGGAGGCCAUCAAGAAGAACAAGGAAAUCGACUUGGAUGCCUACGAGAAUGAGAAUGGGAGGAUCGAGACGUCUGGGGAUCUCAACAGCGACGCAUCUUCGUUCAGUGGCGACGACGACACCGGCGUGAAGAGGAAAACCAGCGUGGCGAGCGAAACGGAUGGAAACAUCCUCAGCAUCUUCGAGGGGAAGGAAGAUGUGGACUACAGCAUGAAUCAGUACUACGAUAAUCAGGAGGACCCCGAUUUUAACGUUUUGUCUUUGUUCUAA
This is a messenger RNA of Plasmodium vivax (malaria parasite P. vivax), 8712 nucleotides long. RefSeq lists its product as hypothetical. Lineage: Eukaryota; Apicomplexa; Aconoidasida; Haemosporida; Plasmodiidae. The transcript is spliced from 4 exons. The record is from RefSeq and is a predicted model, not a curated record. Bases 1 to 8712 code for a protein of 2903 amino acids.